CCCAACAGAGGCACCAAGCGGACCCGGGACGACGAGGAAGAGGAGCUGAAGGGGCGGCCCAAGCCAGCCGGGUCCCGGGAGCGUGGCCGUUUCCGGGAGGAAGACCCCCCGGCUGCCGAGGAGUCCGAAGAGGAGAAGAAGAAGCUGCACCACGUCUUUGAAAAAGGCGAGGAGGAGGAGGAGGAGGAGGAACCUCUGGAUGAAAGCUCCGUGAAGAAGAUGAUCCUCACCUUUGAGAAAAGAUCUUACAAGAACCAGGAACUCCGGAUCAAAUUCCCAGACAAUCCAGAGAAAUUCAUGGAAUCCGAGCUGGAUCUCAACGACAUCAUUCAAGAGAUGCACGUCGUCGCCACCAUGCCGGACCUCUACCAUCUCCUGGUGGAACUCAACGCCGUCCAUUCCCUCCUUGGGCUGCUGGGGCACGACAACACCGAUAUCCUUCCGGCUUCAUUUGUGUCACUCUUGCGUUCCUUGGGGCUUGGCAACUGGAAGAACAUCUUGGGCUGA
This is a messenger RNA of Protobothrops mucrosquamatus (brown spotted pit viper), 507 nucleotides long. Its product is annotated as beta-catenin-like protein 1. The record is from RefSeq and is a predicted model, not a curated record. Gene Ontology annotation, cellular component: spliceosomal complex. NCBI's taxonomy places the organism in Eukaryota, Metazoa, Chordata, Lepidosauria, Squamata, Viperidae. The annotation marks the transcript as partial. The transcript has 3 exons.